AAGGGAGGAAGGAGAAUGAAGCAGGAAAAGGAAACAAUAAUAAUAAUAAUAAUAAUAAUAAUAAUAAUAAUAAUAAUAAUAAUAAUAAUAAUAACAACAAUAUCCAGUGCUACCAAUUACUUUAAGUCAGACUCAAAUUUUUACUCGGAUAGAAUUUCAUAUUACUGUCUUAUACUAAAUAUUUUCUUCCGGGUACAUUUUUUUCUGCUUACUGUCCUUUUUACCCCCACUCACACCUUUUCUUCUUCAUCUUCUUUUUCUUCGUCUUCUUCUUCUUCUUCUUUUUCUCUUUCUUCUUCUUACCAUCCUUCCCAUGCUCACCCAUAUCCAUAUUUUUUCUUCUACUUCUUCUUUUUAUCAUCCCUCCCAUGCACACUCACACCCACGUCUCAUCUCCUUCUCUCUUCUCCCGCCCACAGAUCAGGUCGCCGCAAGCCUGACCGCAGCUCCCCGCCCGCAGACAGCCCCGCUCUGGACGCCCCUGACCGCAAGUCCACGUCCCCCAGGCAGGUGCAUCCAGCAGACCUGGUGGUGUCCGCUGCCCCCUACGCCCGGAGGAGCUUGGAACGAGGCGGGGGGCGACGAUCCCCCUGCAAGACCCCUCCCUCAUCCUCCCCCGCCGUCCAACCCCCCUCCGUCACCUCCGCCUACCCCACCACCCCGAACCUGUGUGUCACGGGCGGAAAGAUCGAAUUUAUAACCCCACCAGAUUCCACUUUGUCCUCCACGGCGUCCCGGUGCUCCACACUUAAGUUGUCCCCGUGCACCCAGCGAGAGGACGCGUGCCCGGGCUCGGCUGGACACUCCCCCGACCAUGCCACGCCCCCCUCGACCCUCUCCCGCAACUCGGCCACCUCCGCGGGCUCCAAGGACUCCAGCAAGACUGGUGGUGUAGCAGUGAAUGGGGAGGUGCCGGAAGAUCGUCAGCGGCGGCUCGACGCAACACCGCCACCCACCGCAGGCCAGCACCAAGCCUCACAUGUACUCCUCAGGCAUAACAACAACAUCAACAGUCACAACAACAACAAUAACAACAAUAACUACAACAACAACACCACCAACAGGAGCAUUAUGGAGUCUUGUCAAAAGGGAAGUGAGGACCCCCUGGUGGAGGAUCUGCGGAAGGAGAAUGAGGAGGUGAAGGACCGUCUCUCUAAGCUGCAGAAUGAGUUUGCCUUGCUGGAGAGACAGGUGCGGGUGCUGGCCUCGGAGCGGCGGCAGGCCGAGGAGCAGCAGCGGGCAGAGAAGGAGGCCCAAGAGCAAGCCUACGUCACCAAGCUUCAGCAGUACCAGGCCACCAUUGCUGCUCUAGACCAGUGCAACACGGUGCUGGCCCAAGACCCGCCAGUGGUGCCGGCCAAGGUUGAGGAGAGGUGUCCCCCCCAGCCAGAGGAGAGCCUAGCUAGUAAUAAUUCUGUUGUUCAGAUGUUGGUUGAGCGUUGCCACACUCUGGAGCAGGCCAACAAGAGGCUGCAGGAGGAGGCGCGCACCCAGCAGCAGCAGUAUGAGGUGUGCUUGGACCGCGUGGCUACACAGGUGGUCCAGGCGCUCCUCUCGCAGAAGAGCCACCAGGAGCAGUGCGUCAAGCUGGCCCAUCAGGUGCAGGACCUCCGCCGGCAGAACGCUGCUCUCUCCUCCUUAGUGGGACCAGCAGGCACCCGCCAGACCCUUCCCUGCCACCUCCGCCACCGCUGCCCCCCGCCACCCAACCCCCCAAGCUUUUACAGCCUCCCCACCUCCCUCUCGAAGAACAAACAGCAGGGUGAGGCUUGGCCACCUGGGGGUUGGGUGGCAUCCUGGCAUGUUGAAGAGAGCAGCAGGAGUCACCUUGGGGACCACACUCCCUCCCAGGCAAGAUUUCACUCCAGUCUCCAAAUGCUGUCUGAUGCAAGUAUCCCAACAUCCCUCUCUCACGCGGAGCACAACACCACCACCUCCAGCAGCGUGGAACUCGGGGAGGACUAUUACAGCCCUCGGGACAGACAUUCCACCACCACCACCGCCACGUCAACCAACACAGCAACCACAGCCUGUUGGUACGACAUAGUGACCUCCCUAAGCCUAGCCAGUUCUCCUCAGGGUAUGAAUUCCAUGAAUAAUCAGCUGCCAUCACCCAGCUCAAGGAUGAGUGUUGGGCCAAACACUUGGGAACCCUCAGAAGAUACAGUGGCUGGGACUGGGAGAGCUAGCACCAGUAGUAGUAACUCUGACUCCCCAGUUCAGUCAGCUUACACUCAACAAGAUCCUUACACAAGUGAGAAUGGAGUUAGUUGCCUUCCAGAUUUAAGCGGUGAAAAGCCUCAAGAUAUUAGAGCAUUUUUGUCUCCUCCUGGUAGUGACUCAAGUGCUAGAAAGUUUCCUCCUCUGUCUCUAGAAUCCACUGCCACAAGUCUUAAUAAUUCACCAGAACAAAAACUCUGCCAAGUGCUUCAGACAAAAGUUGAUAACCUUGCCUUUGAUGAAUCAAAGACGAAAGUUGUCCAGAGUGAAGGUGUCGGUAAUUCCUCUCCUGUUGAAAGCAAUGUCAAUUUGAUUGUAAAUACUGCAACGAAAGAUGAUGUGUCAAGUAUACUUCAGGUCAAGGAGAGAAUAUUAAAGACCCUUACAGAAACUACAUCUGGAAACUUACAUCUGGACCUUUCAGUCUUAACAUGUGAAGACAAAAGCAAACUGGUACUCAACAAAAACAUCUCCAGAGUUUGUUUGAAGACUGAGGGUGGCGAGAAGAACACCAGCGAGGAGGGUGUGGAGGGAACAACCAAAGAUGAGGGCUACUCCACCAUGUCCAGUGAUGUGCAGGCCGAGGUGAAAGACAGCGUUACCACCACCUGCUCCGUCACCACCGUCCAGGAGGAGCCCCACCACCCCACCACAGUCACCCUCACCUCAACACAACCCAGUGGCUGUGAACAUCUGUCAACUGUGGCAGAGGCAGAGGACAAGGAGAGUUUAUCAAGGAAAGGCUCAAGUGAGACAGUUAGUAGGUCCAGUGAGAAGUCAUUUGUAGUAGUCAAGGAGAGGAAAGUAUCUUCCACGGCCAACGCUGAGUACUGUGAUGGACUUCGUGUCAUAUACGACGAAGAGGACAAUAAUUCCGAUGUCUUUUUUAUACCAAUCCAAGAACCAGAAAAUGAAAGUUUAUACAGAACUUCCUACCAGAAGCCAUCCUCCGUACAGACCAAUAGACCAGUGCGCUGUUACUCGGAUUCUCAGCUUUAUAUUGCCCGGAGGACUGCUCAAAGUUGUAAACCCAUUCGUAGCUUAGAUAGACAUGUGUCUGAGAAGGAUGUCACAGAGCGGUCACCCUCCACAGAAGAAGUAUUAGAGGAGGCAAAGAACAUGAGGAGCUUAAAGAGGUCAGGUGGACAAGCUAGUCUGAAGAAGCGUAGUUACAAUCACGCUAAGGAGGACCACACCACCUCGGGGAGCAGCGAGGAUCUGUGGCCCUCUGAGGAUAAUCAUAGGAAGUAUCUGUCCCCCACCUAUAGUCAUGCAGAGCUGGAGGAUUGGUCACUGGAUCUUUCGUCAGAGUACUUGAGUGGAGUGGGCGGGGAGGGUGAAGGGAGUGAGAGCGUGGCCACCAGUGGGGCUCACCACGGCUCGUUGCCCUCCAUCCAAGAGGCCACUCCAGACUUAGAAGAAGAUAACAAUGAGUUCCUCUGGAAUGGUGCUACCUAUUUUAAAGCUGACUUAGAUUUAAAUUGGUCAAACAAAAAGGAACUAACCAAGAGUUGGCAACUGGACCAUUGUAAAGACAACAACAUCGUAACGUCCCCCCGGUCAGGCUGCUCUGACCAGCCGGCCAUCUGGUCAAGCAGUGAACAACUCUCGUGCUGCUCUGAAGGAGUGUCAAAGUGCAGCUCAGACUUUGAAAACUUCUGUGAGCAAAUAUGUAACCUCCCAGAGCUGAAGAGAGUCUCCUUCUGCAGCAGUGAAGCAGGAGGACAGGAAGCCUUGAAGGGAGCCAGCCAUGAUGCCUCAAGUCUGGGAGAACAUGAAGAUGAGCUUGCUGAUGAAAUAUGUGUUGAUACUGUGUUCACCAGAGAUUUCUAUCGCCUAGUUAAGUUUGAGAGCAACAAAAGUCUUGCUGCUUCUUCAAAGAGCUUAGCCCCUUCAGAGGGACCCUUAACAAUAGAGAAGAUUCAGGACCUGGAAGCAGGAGGAUCACAUAAAGAAGCCCUUGCCUCAGUCCUUGGCUUCAUCGCAGAACAGCGGAAAUAUUGCAAAGACAGAGAGGCACAAGACGAGAAAGACAUAAGCCCCUCAUCAGAAAUUUUAAGGCUCGCUGGUGCUUUGCAAGGGUCAGACUGUGCAUUGUUUCGUGGAACCUUCCCCAAAACAUCACCCAGAGAAGGUUCAGGUAACUCGUGUAGUGUUGAUGAGUUUUCAAUGAGAACUCUACCAGCGUAUAAUUCUGGAGACCAAUCAAAAGGUAAAGCUUGUGCAUCUGUUCCUGCAAAACCCAGAGGGAAGCCUCCUCCAGACAUGUCAAGAAGUGCUUAUGCCACUAACUCAAUUCCUGCCAGACAUCCCUCAGUCACCACACCCACGUCCCUCCCAGCUGUGCCGCCUCCUUCCCACACACCAGUCUUGCCGCCCACCUCCAAGCCGUUGCCCUCUGUGCCUUCCCGGUCAUCUAGUUUGGCCUCCCCUCAGGUUAAUCCCGCCAGUGAGGGGGAAUUUCCACACCCUCAUGUCUCCAAGGGGUCCCUCAGAAUUGUGUCUCGCAUCCCCGGUACAAAUCCCAUUGCAGAGAAACCUGCUUGCAUACCCACAGACCUCUAUGACCUUCCUCCUCCCGUACCUGAUCGAAACUGCAAAAACACAGCUUCCCUCCCUCCCCCUGACGGCCCCCCAAUACCCCGCAGAUCCUCCAGCAUGGCUUUCACCAACGUCCUUCCCGUGCCUGAGCACAAGGUGUCCCUAACAGACUCACCUCCUGUUCCAAAGCGCAUCACCAGUAGAGCCCUCCCUACUCCCCCUGCUGCAGCAAGUCUUCAGCUACAGAAGCAGCACAGUGUUAAUGGCUCCCCAAAGCCUCAAGGAGGAAGUCUAGAAGGGAAGCGACGCACUAACUUCAUUAAGGAAACAUUGGGUUUGUCUAGUCCCAGGAGGCCUCAGAGUGACUACUGUGAACUACCAAGCCUGAGCGAAAACCCUGGAGGAAUGUUGAAGCAGCUUCAGCGCAUGGCCCAGGUGGAGGAGGAGGAGGAGAAGCGAAAGAGAGUGCGACCUGUUGGACCAGUCGGAACGGAGGCUGUUAGUCCUGGAGACACCGUGGGCCUUGGCACAGGCUGGGUCAGAGUCCAACCUCACAUUGAUCUUCAGGACCCACAGGCCCGGGCUAAUCUGCUUGAUGGCAUGAUGGAGUCCAGCGAGGGGUGCAGCUCGGAGACGGAGGAGGAGGAAACCACCAACCACCAGUUCCACGAGCUGCGUCUGAUGCACCGAAGCAGACGCAAGAGAAAGGCAUCACAUCGUAAUGGUGGAGACCGCAUUGUGCUGGCCGGAGCCGCCGCACGCCCCACCGUCAUUGGCCGAAGGGAUCUGUUUCUACGCUUUGGAGACAAGGAAAGAGAAGCUCUCCAGGAAUUUGCCUUUUUGGGUGACUUUUCCACCUCCCACUCCGACUUAGGUUCCCAAGACCUCAUUGCAGCUUCAGGUAAUGCAGCAACAGCUUGCAUUACCUCCACCACCAACACCAACACCACCACUACCACCAAUACCACCAACACCUUCACUACCAAUAGUUCCACAUUUGUCCCAGUGUUGCCUCUCACAACCCACAAUGCUGGUGCUGUUUUGCCUAAAGUAGAUAGUAACUCACAGAGGAAAAGUCUUAGACAUGAUGAAUCUUUAAAGCUAAGGAGGGAGAGUAACAAGUCCCGCCACCCCGUUGGGCUGACUCAAGGCAGUGACGGCGACCUAGGGGGUGUAGACACUCGCAGUAUUUGUAGCGUCAUGAGUACAGUGCGUCAGCUCAAUAAGAUGAAUCAUAUCUCAGGAAUCAAAGAACCUGCCACUACAAAGUCUAUCAGCCCGGCUAAAAGUGCUUCCAGUACAAGCAGUAAUAAUAAUAAAACCAACCUCCAGAAAUGCAGUUCCCCAGUCAGUACAAACAUACCCAAACACUCACACCCUGCCAGGAGUAGAGGAAGUGAAGGGAGCAGUGCAAGUGGAGCCUCGAAAUGUAGUGCAAGACAAGGGAACUCACCGUCAAGUAGAACACCCUCACCGCAGUUCUCUGCAAAGAACAGUAAUAAAAGUAGUAGUCAUAAACCCCACAGUGGUCCUCUUAUUGCUAAUAACAAUAAGCCUCAAAGCAGCGAGAACACCAACCCAAAGGCUGCUUCACCAACACGUAUCCCUCGUAUCCAGACAUCUGUCGUGUCUUCCAAAAGCUCAACAAAAGCUGAUUCCCCAAAAUUAUCCAAAGACAGUAAUUUAUUUAAAGACUCAAAUUCUGAAUCCACAAAGAAAGUAAAACCUUGUGAGAAGGCAUUGCCACCCAAAGGCUUUUCUAGCAGGGUAGUGAAGCCUGCCUCUCGCAUUCGACCGUCCCUACAGCAGCGACCUUCCCCUCAGCAUGCUCAGCAGCAGCAGACUGGCAAGAUAUGCAUCAAGAGCCCAAGACUAGCCAGACUGAAAAAACAUUCUGACCCAUUGGACUCCUUCAGCAACAAAUCCAUGUGUGACAGUGGGUCGAGUGAGGGCUCUGAGCGCUGCGGAGGGCGGCUGUCCCUCAGUGACUCUUGUGCCGAGAACUUCUCUCCGAUCGACAGUGGAGACGAAGUUUUCCACAAAGAGUCCUAGCUGGCUUACCUAUCAGCUUGACACUAGAGCUUCACCAUGUGAUGCCAUUAUAUACUCUGCCAGAUAUGGUGCUUCGGGGUAUGUUCAUUAAGGGAACACACACUGUUUUUAAAACACUUGCACUUUGCAUGAAUAAUGUUAGCAGUUUCUGUUGAAUAUGUUUGGGCUUAUUUAUUUUCUAACUUAUUUACUUUGUUUGAAUAUAUUGGGGUAAUCACAUUCCAACUAUAUGUGACCAUGACAAUAACUGAUAUCAAAAUUGCAGUUGUUUGUUAUUUGACCCAGUGGUCAAAUUUAUAUUCUAAUUUAACUUGGUCUGUGGUCUUCCAUUCUUUUUACCACAUUGCUGUGUAUUGCAGCCACGGCUUCUUAGCCUGAUGGAAGGGUUUUAUGCAACAGAGUCAAUAGCUACAUGGAAGGGUCACUGUAGUAUGUGUAUGAGAGUAACACAGGAGUGGUGUUAUGAGAAGCUGUAUUUUAGCAGCUGGAGCAUUGCUAGUCACUACCAAGUUAGGGCACCUAGGUAGGGUUAGGGGGCACAGUGUGUCUCUUGAUGGUUUAUGCAUUUAUGCAAUAACUGACCAUUAUAUGCAUUUUACUACCUGGAUAAACUUGAAUCCUUGAAUAUUUCAUACAGACUACAAGGGAUGGAUGGUUAUAUGUAUAAACAUGUGAAACUUCCUGUACUAGGGUCCAUAAUUUGUGCAGGUAUUAUACUGACAUAUCUAUUUAUAUUAACUGUUGUUUUGUUCUGACAUUAUUUUCUUACAAAGCUUCUUGUAACCAGUAGGACCGUUGAGUAUUAUUUUGAGGAAGGAAGCUCACGCUGCAUCUCUGUCUGGUAUUGUAUUUAACAUUUUUCUGAGAUUAUUUUUAGGGGAAAAUUAAUUUAAUCAAAACAUGUUUUUUGAGUGGCUAAAAAGUAAAUUGUCUACAAACUAAAACCCUUAACCUAAAUAUUCCAGAUCUUUACAAUAUAUCAGUUUCUAAACUGACAUUUGGGGUCAUUUUUCUCCUAUUCCUUACAUUUCAUUUAAUUCCUGUACUAUAAAUUUUAAGUGCAAUAAAUAUUUUUAUAUUAUACUGCCUUGUCUUUGUAUUAUACACUUUUGCAGCAGAAGCAGCAAUAAUACAAAGACUAGAUUAUUGUUUACAAUGUAUUUUGUAAGAUGUAUCACAGUUAUGGAUGUGUUAAAGAGGACACAUUCAUAACCCCAGGGAGUAACAUGAAUACAUUAAUUUGUCAUAUCAUACACACACACACACACACCACACCACACCACACCACACCACACCACACCACACAACACAACACAACACAACACAACACAACACGCAACACAACACAACAACAUACCACCACACCACACAACACAACACACAAAACACACCACACCAUACCUCAUACCACACCACACCACACCACACCACACAAUCAUUGCAUUGCUUUCUUUACCAAGGGUGGCUAACACACCAUCAUGUGACUGCCACCACCACCACCACCACCAUCACCACCCUCUCAAGUAGUGUAUAAAUAUUUUCACUGUGAUUCACAUCCUCAAAGGUAGAUCUCAAUCCUAUACAGUGUUACAAGAUACUAUGCGUUUCAUAUGUAAUUAAUUGUUGUAUAAUAGUAGGGGAAAAACCGUGUACAUAGAUUUUGUAGUUUCUUAAUUCUUACAUCAAUAUAACCAAGAUUUCUGC
Molecule: messenger RNA, 8517 nt
Organism: Eriocheir sinensis (Chinese mitten crab)
Lineage: Eukaryota; Metazoa; Arthropoda; Malacostraca; Decapoda; Varunidae
Product: serine-rich adhesin for platelets-like
Exons: 11
Coding region: 16-6813 (2265 amino acids)
Source: RefSeq, a predicted model, not a curated record